GAUUUUUUGAAAUACAAGCUUAUUGUUACAUAAAUGGAUUGUUUUGGUGAAUUAUAUUCUGUUCAUUAAUUGUGUUUUUUUUUUGUUCUUUUAACUGGAAUCGCCAUUAAAAAUUAAUUGUAGAAGAAUGUUGUGGAGCAGUUUGACAAAAUAUUGAUAAUUAAAAGCAGCAUUAUUUCUAAAUUUAAAUCUAUGGAAUUUCUUUGAAUAAAAAUAUUUGCUGUGACAACAAGCGCUUUCUUGUCUCUUUAUCGUUACGUCAACAGAUUGUUUUGGAAUUUAGAAAAGAAAACGAAGCAUGAAUGUAUGGUCGUAUAAAUGUGUUAUUGCCUUUGCUUAUUGGUCAGUUUUUACUGGCUCGGAAGGGGUAACAGCUUUGCAACAGAUUUUCCAUUCAUCAUAUGCACAAUUCAACACAUACCCGAUCAUAAAUGCCGUGGAACACCUACCUAACAUGGUAAUUGACGACUGUAAAGACUUUUUUAGACAGAAUCUGACGCUGGACGGCAUUUGUCCUAACGGAACGAAUCCACACUGUGUGGAAAAUAAUUCUCCACCAAUGAAGGAGUUCCUUUUUAUAUGCACACCAACAAGCACCUGUGAUGAAAAUGCAAGGAGUAUAGUGUACGUCGAUCGAAGAAGUCCAGAUAUGUAUUUUCUUGGAAAGAAAUCUUGCAAGGGCGGUUAUUUACACACAAAAGAUGGUGACUGCUUCGCACCGUGUAACGUUUGGGAUGGUAGAAUUCAGAUCUACAAGAAAAGUACUAGUUCAAGCCGAGCUACUGUAUAUUGUAACUACGAGUAUAGGUACUGCAAUCCGUUUAAACCGAAGCUUUUCGAACUGACAAGAGAAUCUAAUGUCUGCUCUCUGAGACUUGAUAAAGUAUGUCCAGCUGGUAUGGAUAGACUAUCGGAUUGCACAUGUGAUGCGAAAUGUAAAGAAGGAUUUAGAAGAGAUCCAGCUGACGAUUUCAAAUGCAAGAAAGACGCUAAUUAUCCAGUCAUGAAUCAAGAAUCAUCAAAAGAAUCAAACACUUUAUUACAAAUAUCGAAUUUUACAGCUCAUGCACAGUAUACAGGUUUACGUGUUUCAUGGUGUAUUGUACAUGCCGAAAAUACCUAUUUGUUGCUAAAACACAUAGAGGUAUCUUAUAAAGCUGUCAAUAAUGUCACGGUAAACGAUUUGCCUACAGUACCCCAUGAAGAUGAUUGUCAGGAUGUUGUCAUUGAACACCUUUUCCCAGGAAAAAAGUACAUAUUGUUUGUCAAAUUUGUGUAUGAACAUAAUGGUCAAAACGUUUCUGACACACGGCGCACAUAUGGGAAAACGAAACCUAAAUCUGUGAAAGAUUUAAAUGCAACAUUUUCUGGGACGAUUCUUAGCGCAGAAUGGCUUCCACCAAACGACAGCAUUUUUGACAAGUACGUUAUCGUAAUAAGGAACCAGCGGAAAGAAUGGAGGGAGUUGGAAAUGUACGAAACAAGCUAUUUUGAACAGUUAACCGAUGCAAUUCCUGGCGAAAAGUAUGAAGUUACAGUGUAUACUGUGAGCAACAAUGUCAAAAGUGAUAAAAAGAUGAAAUUCUUAAAUUACCCUCCUCUUCCACCGAGGAAGAUUUACUGCUCAUUUCUCCCUGGAGGCGACCAAGGAACAGACAGACAUGUAUUCUGGUUCAACAACGAUAAAUUAAGCUACGUUGAUGGUUAUUAUGUGAGCUACAGUUCUACAACUACAGGAGACAGUAAACUCGAUGUUUAUUUACCCAUAUCGCACAGUCAGGAAGAAGUGUCAUAUGAUAUGAGAAACCUACACCUUGGACAGACGUAUACUGUCAUGGUCAAGAGUCAAAUAGAAGGUGUGAAUUCAACUGCUCCUACACAAAUCAUUAUAUCAAUACCGUGCUAUGAUGACGACAACAAUGACAUAAUUAUACCUGUCCUCAUAUUAGUUGUUGUUGUUUUGCUUUACAUAAUCUAUGGAGGAAAAAACGAGGAAAUAAAGCAAAAUCUUCAAGGUGAGAUUUACAGGAUCACCAAAAACCGUCGCAGUGUGAGCGGAAACGUUAUAAAGAUAAAAGCUGGAAAAAAUGCAAACAUAUAUCACACGGAUCUUACGGGAAACAAUCAUUCAAAUCCCAUAGUCGACUCUUCAGCUAGUAGUGAGGAAGAAGCAUAAUUAAAAAGGAAAAAUUUGUAAGUAUAAUAGAAAGGAAGAAGAAGAAAAAUGUGAAAGAAAAGUGCAUUGCUUUAUUGAUAAUGCUCAUAUUUCCUACUGAACAUAUUUAUGUUACUGGUUAAAAAGCUGAGAAUCAAGAGAAUUGGAAAGGAACAAGGACACUGCCCAUAACACUGAUAUAUAAUUUGGCGAAGUACGAGUUUUUCGUCUCGGAACCAAAACUGUGGCAGCUGCUGUCAAAUAAAUCGCUGUAUCCCAAAGCUUUAGAAUAAUUAACCAGUCGUACAAUAUCAUAUAUUGUAUAUAAAAUAUCGAGAUAUUUUACUAAAAGAAAAUAUUUAGUUGACAUGUCCUAACAAAUUGAUGGAAUGAAAAAUAGGAAACAUGUAUAAAGCUUAACACGGAAAAAGUAUGAAAGUGAAAACAUAGUAUUGUGGAUGUUUGUACUCACUUUAAAGAGUUAAUAUUAUGUAAUCUUGAAGUGGAUUUUGAGAGUCAACAUUUUUAAAUGAUUUGAUUUACAACAUUCAGGUAACUAAGCAUCUGAGGAACUAAAUUAAGCAUUUACAGUUUUAAUGAAAUACGUCAUGCAAAUUAGUUAUAAGGCAGAGAUAAAGCAUUGAUUGUGAAACUACUUUUUGUAAUUGGCUUACCGGCCUCGUUAUUAAAGUUGAAAUGUUGACAUUCUAAAAUAGCUGUAAGGUUAAUAUAUUUGAAAUGCAUUCUUCUAUGACAUUAUUUUGGUAACUUCUUUCUAUUUUCUACCGGCUUUCUCCGGGUGAAUACAUGUACUUAACUCAUCUAAAAGGGUUUCAUUUAAACGCAAUGUCAGAAUUGCUAGUUGUAUAACACUAUAUGUUAUAUAUAUGUGUCAUUGUAUAUAUAUUUCUUUUGUACACUGCCCGCUGUUGUAUUUGUGACUAUGUAUGUCAUCACGGGCUUUUUAGCCUAUUUGAUUUGGAAUAAAGUGUCUGUCUGUCUAUUAUUAACUGAUUCAAUAUGUAUAUAUACAUGCCGAAAUUUCAUGUAUGGUUUUAAAUACUUAUUAUUAUGUUACUAAGAAGCACUAUAUUAUAAUGAUUACUGUAUAUAUUUCACUCUGGCUGUACGUGAUUUGUAAUAAGUUAUCACUGCAUAAUGUGUGUAUAUAUGGUGACGAGGAACUGCUUGUUUUUCAAGUCAAAGUUCUGUUCUGUUAUUAAGAAUUAUGUUAUUCUCCAUCUGCAUAUAUUUAUUGUAGUUUCAACCUCGAUUGAGGGAGGGCCGUUGUAUAAACUUAACAAAGGCAAUAUGAGGAUCGCAUCUAAAUCCAUUUAAAAGAACAAUCUGUAUAUAUGAUUCUUGAGACAUAAGACGUAACUUAAUUUCUCCAUAUGUUCAUAAUAUAUUUUACUGUUGAGUUUUUGUAAAUCGUUAUGAAAAGGUGUCAGUGAUUUGAUAUACCUCUAUUUUUAAUAGUUUAUGUAAUAGCAUUCGAAGUAUGAAAGCCAGUCAUUUGAUACUCUUUAUUGUGUUUUAAAUAGGGCUUAUCUUGUUGUAUAGGUUUCAUGUAAGUGAAUAUAUUUGUUUUCUUUAAGGAAUGUAUAUGCAUGUCAUUACUUCAUUAUUCAUUUGACAUUUUUAAAUUUGUUCAACAUUUAUUUACUGUUAUAUCAUAACACCUGCUGUAGAAAUCGCCGUUGUUUUGUGUAAUCUAAUCAGAAAAUGACAUCAUUUUAUAUCAUUGCUGUCUUUGUUAUUAAGUGUUAAACUAUAGUUACCAGUAAAUUAGAUAGCUGUAAUAUGUAUCAUGUCAUACGUAAAGCAAAAUGAUGACAAGAUAAAGAAUGUCGAAGACUUUUGAAAAAGGGUGAGCCAGUGUUGUAACAUCUAGACAGGGAGUGGUGUGUGUGUGAGGGGAUCUAACUCAGUGGAAAAAAAAUUCAUGAAAAUAUGUACGAUUUAGGCUGUCUUAACAUUGUGACUACAAUAGAUACAUUUUAUAAUAACCAAAGAAAUAUGCAUUACAAAAGUACAACUACAAAGAAAAUUUGAAUAAAUCGACUCUUUAGAAUUAGAUUUAGUAGGGAAUCCCAUGAAAACAUAGGGAGAAGUAUGUGGCCUGUUAUCCUCGGUUCAAAAAUUGUAAAUGGAUUUUAAAGUCAUACUGAAUUUAUCAUGCUGAUUAAUGUGACUUUUUUCCUGAUAGCUUACUCGAAGCGACAUAUAAGUUUACAAAAGUACGCUCAGGUAACUAUUUUGUCGUGUUAUUUAUACAUUUUACUAACCAGGGUAGAGUGUGCUAUAAAUAACUACCCAGUAUUGGGUUUUCCGUUCUAAAAAUAAAUCACCCGUCAGUGAAGAACGAUUCUCCCCAAGUCUAUUGAUACAGUGGUUCAAAUGAUAGGACGUUUCGGGACAGACUGUCUGCGAUGACAACGAUCAUAAGAUAAGUCAUCCCGAUAAGCCAGAUGAGUAAGGCUAUUGAACCACUUACUUUUUACAGUAGAGGAGGCAAAAUGAAAUAGUGGAUGGCAACUUAUUAACCUUAGCUUAGGUUACGACGUUUUUGAAUUGGACCUUUCUGACGAAGAGUAUUUACCCAUAAUGAGGUGUUUUAUUAAAAAAAAAAGAAUUCUACUCCCAAAUAAGGCGGGCCGGUGGUCUAGUGGUAACACGCUUGACUGUCAAUCCAGAUGUCUGGGGUUCAAAUCCCGGUUCAGGCACUGGACAUUUCUGAGAUGCUCUUGAGUGUCUCCCACCAAACUAGAGGUCUGUACUGGUUCUUCCCAGGAAAGACGGCUUCGCGUGUAUCGGUGCUAUACACCGGGCACGUUAAAGAACCAGACUGUCAAUUCGCAAAGAGCUAGGCUAAGUUAGCCGGACACGUCUGUAUCUAAAAUGUUCUCUCUGUCUGUUUUGGGGGCUUUAUCUCACUCUGUCCCUCUGUGUAGAUAUGGUGACGAGGACCUGCUUGUUUUUCAAGUCAAAGUUCUGUUCUGUUAUUAAGAAUUAUGUUAUUUCUCCAUCUGCAUAUAUUUAUUGUAGUUUCAACCUCGAUUGAGGGAGGGCCGUUGUAUAAACUUAACAAAGGCAAUAUGAGGAUCGCAUCUAAAUCCAUUUAAAAGAACAAUCUGUAUAUAUGAUUCUUGAGACAUAAGACGUAACUUAAUUUCUCCACAUGUUCAUAAUAUAUUUUACUGUUGAGUUUUUGUAAUUCGCUAUGAAAAGGUGUCAGUGAUUUGAUAUACCUGUAUUUUUAAUAGUUUAUGUAAUAGCAUUUGAAGUAUGAAAGCCAGUCAUUUGAUACUCUUUUAUUGUGUUUUAAAUAGGGCUUAUCUUGUUGUAUAGGUUUCAUGUAAGUGAAUAUAUUUGUUUUCUUUAAGGAAUGUAUAUGCAUGUCAUUACUUCAUUAUUCAUUUGACAUUUUUAAAUUUGUUCAACAUUUAUUUACUGUUAUAUCAUAACACCUGCUGUAGAAAUCGCCGUUGUUUUGUGUUAUCUAAUCAGAAAAUGACAUCAUUUUAUAUCAUUGCUGUCUUUGUUAUUAAGUGUUAAACUAUAGUUACCAGUACAUUAGAUAGCUGUAAUAUGUAUCAUGUCAUACGUAAAGCAAAAUGAUGACAAGAUAAAGAAUGUCGAAGACUUUUGAAAAAGGGUGAGCCAGUGUUGUAACAUCUAGACAGGGAGUGGUGUGUGUGUGAGGGGAUCUAACUCAGUGGAAAAAAAAUUCAUGAAAAUAUGUACGAUUUAGGCUGUCUUAACAUUGUGACUACAACAGACACAUUUUAUAAUAACCAAAGAAAUAUGCAUUACGAAAGUACAACUACAAAGAAAAUUUGAAUAAAUCGACUCUUUAGAAUUAGAUUUAGUAGGGAAUCCCAUGAAAACAUAGGGAGAAGUAUGUGGCCUGUUAUCCUCGGUUCAAAAAUUGUAAAUGGAUUUUAAAGUCAUACUGAAUUUAUCAUGCUGAUUAAUGUGACUUUUUUCCUGAUAGCUUACUCGAAGCGACAUAUAAGUUUACAAAAGUACGCUCAGGUAACUAUUUUGUCGUGUUAUUUAUACAUUUUACUAACCAGGGUAGAGUGUGCUAUAAAUAACUACCCAGUAUUGGGUUUUCCGUUCUAAAAAUAAAUCACCCGUCAGUGAAGAACGAUUCUCCCAAAGUCUAUUGAUACAGUGGUUCAAAUGAUAGGACGUUUCGGGACAGACUGUCUGCGAUGACAACGAUCAUAAGAUAAGUCAUCCCGAUAAGCCAGAUGAGUAAGGCUAUUGAACCACUUACUUUUUACAGUAGAGGAGGCAAAAUGAAAUAGUGGAUGGCAACUUAUUAACCUUAGCUUAGGUUACGACGUUUUUGAAUUGGACCUUUCUGACAAGGAGUAUUUACCCAUAAUGAGGUGUUUUAUUAAAAAAAAAGAAUUCUACUCCCAAAUAAGGCGGGCCGGUGGUCUAGUGGUAACACGCUUGACUGUCAAUCCAGAUGUCUGGGGUUCAAAUCUCGGUUCAGGCACUGGACAUUUCUGAGAUGCUCUUGAGUGUCUCCCACCAAACUAGAGGUCUGUACUGGUUCUUCCCAGGAAAGACGGCUUCGCGUGUAUCGGUGCUAUACACCGGGCACGUUAAAGAACCAGACUGUCAAUUCGCAAAGAGCUAGGCUAAGUUAGCCGGACACGUCUGUAUCUAAAAUGUUCUCUCUGUCUGUUUUGGGGGCUUUAUCUCACUCUGUCCCUCUGGUCAGAUCGCUCUGUGUAUGUACUAGUAGAGGAUGAAUUUCGCGCCCUGUGUGGCUGCAUUUGCUGUAUGUAAAGCGCCUUUGAACGUGUUUAUCAUGAAAAGGGCGCUAUAUAAAUCUGGUAUAAUAAUAAUAAUAAAAAAAAUAAGAAUAAUGCAAAGCUUUAUAAAUAAGUGUUGCCGUAACUAAACCCAAAUAAACAUUUUUGUUUUAUAGAUAUCGAAUCCAUGACUUGUUACAUUAUAUUGGUGCGUUCCACAUGAUAUGUUAUUGUAUUGUUUGUAGUUACUAACUCAACCUUGUCUAAAUAAAUUACUUUUUGUUUA
Molecule: messenger RNA, 7216 nt
Organism: Mercenaria mercenaria
Lineage: Eukaryota; Metazoa; Mollusca; Bivalvia; Venerida; Veneridae
Exons: 11
Coding region: 299-2176 (625 amino acids)
Molecular function (GO): protein binding
Source: RefSeq, a predicted model, not a curated record